AAGAGAUGGGCUUGUGCUGUAUUUAUUGUUGGAUACGAAAAGUGUUUUUCCGUAGUGGAAGUGUGAUAUCGCAGUGAGGAAUCUGACACUCGGGAUCCUGAGAGACGGGGAUAUACAGCUACAGCGUUAGUUUGCAGUGAAACAGCGGAUGUGGCCGGCCUGAUUCAGGCUUAGCUGAGAGAGGAUGCACACUACUCGCAGUCCCACGUCCAUCCAGUCUGGAAUGGCCGGUGAUGCGCUGGAUCUAAGCUUGAACGGAUCGCAGCUUUCCAUGGGCCGCAGACCCAGCAGUGCCUCGCCGGGAAAACACUUCUCCCGCUCUAUAUCUGUAUCUGUGGCCAGCGAUGGACGUGGCAAACGCAACACACCGGUUGAUGGUGGGUUUGGGAGUUCCCGUGCCAUUAAGAACCUGCGGCGAUCAAACAGCACCACGCAGGUGAACCAGCAGGCCAACGCUAGACUCAGUGAGGGCCAAACGGAGGAUUUCUUGGCUCUGUUUGACAGCAGCACUGAUGGCCGCCGGAAACUAGCCAGCCUCACUAAGGCCUCCCCAGACCGCACAACAUGGAACAUUCUGGACGACCAGCCACGAGCGUUCCCGUUGCCCUCCAGCUCCCGCAGCACCUGCAGUAUGGAUUCCCCCACAGGCCUGAAGAAAAGAGACUCUGGCGUCUCUCUGGCUGAUAACUUCACAGCCAACAACAGGAGCAGUAAAGCAGCUGUGGGUAACUCUGUGACGACCAUGCUGCACAACAACCACUCAGACAAGCCUCUCACACCCAAGAGCUCCAAUCAGAAACCCUGCUUCAAUAACAUCAUCAAAGCCACAGUGAACGAUGAAGGGACGUUAGAGAGCAGCUCCCUCACUAAGUCUCAGAAGAACUUCUCAGCUUCAUCAGGUUCCAAUAACAACGUUUCCAGCUCGCGAAGCCCUCGCAGCCCUCGCAGACGAGAGGUCACAGAGGAGGAGGCCGAGAGGUUUAUUCAGCAGGUCAGCCACGCAGCAGUCACUAUCCAGCGCUGGUACCGGCGCCAUGUCAACAGGAGGAAAGCAAAUGAAACUGCCCUCAAACAACUGCUCACUUCUAAAAGAAAGGAAAGGGAGCAACAGGGGGUUGAAAAGGCUGUGAAAUCACAGAAAAAGAGAGAGGAGGACAGGAAACGCAUCAGAGAGGAGAAGGCCCGUCUGGCCCGGCUCACUGCUAUCCAGGAGCUGCAGCAGAAGAGGGCACAGCGAGCUGAGGAAGUACAGCGAAUAGCAGAGCAAGAAGUGGAUGCUCUGCAGCAGGCUGGGAAAGUGGGGCGUAUGAAACUCACUCAGAGUUUGCCUACCUCUCCUAUAGCCGCCAAGGCCAAGAACACAGAUUCCAAUGUGAAUUUGGAGAGUGAACUAGAUGUCGGCAAUCUGAGGGCAGCAUCGCCUGUGGUGUCAACACGAAGAGGCUCUCAGUGUUCUCAUGAGAUUCUGCAGCGGUCUGUGAGUGUAGAGGACCAGAGACAGGGGGCGCCAUCGAGCAGAGCUCAUUCUAAAACGACACUCAAUGACCUGCUGGAUUCCCUCAAACUCCUAGAGGAGGGACCAGAGAGACUCUCAGAGGCUAAGAGCCACAGGAAGGAGAAAUACGCCUGGAUUGAUGAGGACAGAGGGUCCAUCACCCUAACCACAGAUAACGUGGAGAGGCAUGGGCAGCUGAGCCAGAGCCCAGCCCUGUCAGAUGGCGGAGCUUUACUGUCCGAGGCCAAGCUGCAGAGCAUCAUGAGCUUCCUGGAUGAGAUGGAGAAGUCCGAGCAGGAGAGACCACGUUCAGUUACCUCGGGAUCACACAGAGAGGUGCUGCUGUCUGAGGAGGAGCUGGCUGCAGUGGAUCAGGCUUCUGCUACUGCUGCUGAGGUUACCGGCUCUAUGAUGAGACUCAAACUAGAGCUGGAGGAAAAAAAACGCACCGUCACCAUGCUACAGACCGCACUGACUCAGCAGAGAGAGCUGACGCUCCGUCACGUGAAGGAGACAGAGAAGGAGCUCAACCACAACUUCCAGCUGCAGAAACAACAAUACGAGGCUACAAUCCAAAGACACCUGGCUUUCAUCGACCAGCUGAUCGAUGACAAGAAGGCCCUGAGUGAGCGCUGUGAGGGUGUUGUGGCGGAGCUCAAACAGGUCGACCAGAAAUACACAAAAAAGAUCAACCAGAUGCAGGAGCAGCACGAACUGGUGUGGCAAAUUCUGGGUCCCUUGUGUGAGGAAAUUAAAAAGCUGAAAGAGUUGAUGAGUGCCACAGAAAAGAUCCGUCGAGAGAAGUGGAUUGACGAGAAGACCAAGAAGAUCAAGGAAAUCACUGUCAAAGGCCUGGAGCCAGAGAUCCAAAAGCUGAUCUCCAAGCACAAGCAGGAGCUGAAGAAGCUGAAGGUGGUGCACGAGGCCGAGUUGCUGCAAGCAGAUGAGAGAGCAGCACAGCGCUACGUCCGACAGACUGAGGAGCUCCGACAGCAGCUGGAGAGAGAGAGAGACGAACAGUGCCAGCGUGAGAGGGAGCUUGCCAAGCAAAGGUUUGAGAAGCAGCUGCAAGAGGAAGAGAAUGCCUUACAGCAGCAGAGGAGACGACUCUACAAGGAAGUUGCUGAUGAGAAGGAGAGACUUGCCCAACAAGCUGCAAGGCAGCAUGCUGAGCUGGAGGAGUUGAAGAUUCAGUUAGAGAACAACAGCUCUCUGGCUAAUCGCGCUCUAAGGGAAGAGAUGGAGAAGAGCAGAGAGGAGCAGGAGAGACGGCACCAGGUGGAAAUGAAAGCUCUUCGGGAACGGUUGGAAAUUGAGAAACAGACAUGGGAAGAAAAUUACAUGAAAAAAGAGGAAGUGUGGUUGCUUACUCGAGAGAGAGAGCUGAAAGAGGAAGUGCGCCGGGGGCGAGACAAAGAGAUCGAGUUGGCCAUUCAGAGGCUAGAAGAGGAAACGAGUGGUGCCAGAGAAGAGUGUGAGAGAGCUGCUGACAACCGUGUAAAGCGUGUGAGGGAAAAGUACGAAGCAGAGCUUCGAGAGCUGGAGCGCUCGGAGCAGGCGGCUCUGGAGAAAUAUCAGGAGAUGAAAAAGAAACAGACUGAAAUGGAAGGAGAGCUUCUUCGGUUGCAGUCCCUUCUCAUGCAAAGAGAGCAGGAGAUCACUGAUAUCACACAGAUCCGAGAUAAAUUAUCAGAAGAGAGGCGGAGCCUGGCUGAGGUCAUCAGAGAGGAGUUUGCAGAAAGACUGGUUGUAAUGGAGGAAGAGAACAGGAGGAUGAAGGUAGAGGUGGCUGAGGUGCGUGCCAGACUCAGACUGGAGGUGGAGCGGCUCAGCAGAGAGAAGGAGGAGGAGCUGGCUGAGGUCCAUCAACGGGUGAAGUCAGCUAUUUUGAAGAAGGAAGAAACUGUGAACACUUUGCGAAAGCAGCAUGAGGCUGCAUUAAAGAGAGCAGAUCACCUGGAGGCCCUGUUGGAGCAGCAGAGGAAACAGCUGUUAGGGAAAUGAUUCAUAUCCCUCUCCAUUUUCUUUUCUAACUAGGAGAGAUUGAUAAGGAGGAGGGAGGAAUGAUGGUUCCACCACAUUUCCCCAUUUGGCACGACAGUGUUGUCUUUCCUUGGCAACAGAAAUUGAACCAAGAGGAGAAAGCUUUUUUCAGCACAGAAUAGAGCCAAGAGGCCUUUGUCUCGCCUUGGACUUCUCUUGACACAUAGACUGAGGGAGAGAAAAAGCAGCAGGCGGAGGGGUUGCGGGGGGGAGGAAUUUUUCUGCCAGAGACAUUUUCUCCAUAUGAGCAGGGUGGGGGUGGGAAAGACACUUACUGAGUACACAAGCCUUCACAAUAAGCACUUUUAGAUGUUCCAAACACAUUGUGCUGUCCUUUUUUUGAAGCAACUCACUUUGUGAAAAAAGGGAGAGUGAGAAAGUGAAAAAGAGGGAUUCUAUACAAAUUUGAAAGUAACAGAAAUAAAUAGAUGUGUCAACCACACAGUCUACUACUCUGUGCCUGUUUCAAAGCUGUUCCCCCUGCUGCAGGCUUUCAGCUUCUACACAGUAUUACAGGAAGAGUGAGGGCUAGCUCUCACCCACCCACGCUCCCCUUUGUGUCACAUACAGAUGCCUUUUGUCUCAGGUCUCCCCAGGGCACAUCCUAAGUAGUGGGAUCACAGCAUGCUCACUGAAACAUGCAGGCCUUAUGACCAGUCAAGCCCCGCAUUUGAAGUGUGUUAGAGGUCUAAUCAGAGUUGUUAUAGUUAGGUUUCAAACAGGGAAUAUUCUAGAAACUUGAUAUGUUGAUGGAAAGAGAAAGAGAAGGAAAUCUUUUUAAAUAGCGAACAUAUAGGUAUGAAUUAGGAUAGGAGAAUGGUGGAUAUAUGAGUAGCGUUUACGACAUGAGAAAGUCCCAAAGUAGGUCUUCUACAGAAAGUAAUAGUGAGAAGGAUUAGGAUGUGAAAAGAAAGCAGAUAGACAAAGCAAAGUGCAAAGGACAUGUUUAGAGGAUUAAGGAAAGUAGAUCUAGCUUUUAAAGGGACAGGCUACAGUGCGGCAGGUUUUUGUGUAUUCAACACUAAAAGCUUCACCAGGAAAAUGUAUACCUCCGUGUCCUGAAGAGACCUGAGACAAAAUGCAUUAAUACAUUGAAGAAGGACUGAGGGGCUCAUACACUGUCACUUCUCUCAAAUGACGGAGCCGUGUUGGGAUUGACACAAGCAUGCUUUCUUAAAUUGGCUGCAUUUUAUGGAAUGCACUCAUGUUGAUGGCUUGUUGAUCCUUUCCGGUCUUCAGAAGAACACCUGCUUUAUAAAAGCUCACCUUUUUUUUUUUUUUUGGUGUAGACCAUUUGGAAACAGGAAAAUAGGCUUUUGUUUCAGCUUCUAAGUCUUGUUUUCUGCUUGGAAAACCACUCUCUCCUAAGCUGCUGUUCUCGAAAGGUCAUGUAUGACCAAGUGGAAACUCUACAACACCUUUUAUUGGUGGAAAUGUGGGUUCAAGUCACAGGCCAAUCAAUAUCAGUUGUGAUCCAAUUUUAACGUUAGCAUUUAUUGUAGUAAAUGCCCUUAUUAGAUAGGUCGACUGAUUCAGUACUCUAUUGAAUGGAGGAGUAGCUCCGUGUUGAUGCAUUUAAGCAAUUCACAACCGUUUAUGCCUUCCCUAUGAUGAAAAGGCCUUAUGUCUGACCAUUUUGAAUGUUGUACAAAUAGUACUGUACACUUGUACCAUUUUUGGAUGGGUCCUAGUAAAUCAGAUGAUUCUGAUUUGUGUAAACAAAUUAUAUUUUCUAAAAAUGUUGAGUGAAACAAGUCACCCUGCUAGCCUGAGGUCUAGGAUAAAGCACAGGAAGUUUCCUUAUCACACUUCCUCCAGCCCCCUCAUAGCAGGCCCGGGUUCAGUAGUGUUAGCAGGAACUUAGGAGAGUGUUGGUGCUUUGGCAUUACCAUAGAUUUAUUGUAGUGAAAUAGACACUGAGAUCUAUUUCAGAUGUGUUUUUUUAUAGGGUGGGAAUUCAUGCUGCUCCAGCCAUCUCUUAAACGCAUACAAAUAAAGUGUGUGUGUGUGUCUCUGUUUAGAUGAACUGAACAUGUAAUCUGAUCUGAAUUUUUAGUUAAAGGUUCAUCUUGAAAGGACAAACAGAGGAAAGGUUUGGUGAAUGUUUUAUAAAGGUUACCCAGAGGAGGAGUGAACACUGUGUAUUCCGAUCUCUGGUCCACCCAUAGGCCUUUGUGUCUGUAUGGGUGGCAGCACGGUUGACAUUCUUGGUGCAUGCCAUCUGUAAGGAUUCUGGACUAUUACCAAAACUAACUGAGUCCAAACAAAGCCAGCAUUGUUGUGGUCAGUGUUUAAUCAAGGAUCAGGACUGGUGAGAACAAUUUUAUGAUUCACUGAUUACAAGUGAAAACAGAAAAAAAAUAUUUAAAAAUUAACUGAAACAGAAGAAAUGAAAUAACACUUUUACACACAACUGCAAUCUGCGAGUCUGUGAAAGCUUGCUUUUCAUCUCUUUUUUUUUUUUUUUUAGGCAGGUAGGAGGUGUGUCCAUUUAAAGUUUGAGUUACAGGACAGAAGUGACUUAAAUGAUAAUACAGUUCUAAUUUGAUUCACUGAUAUUUUUUUAAACCCAGACUUAUUCUGCUUUUUUUUUUAAUAAAAUUGUUUAUGUACAAAUGAUAUUACUUACAAACAACGUCAACAAGUAUAUCUCGGCCGAUAUUUGCGGUAGGGGGAAAACAAUGAAUUUCACUCAUGGCUAAAGUCUUUUAGGUACCAGUCACCAUUAUUUUUUCCCCCUCAAGUGAAUGAAUUUUAUAUUUCCACUGGUUGGAAUUUAUUUUUGUGUUAUGGCAGUGAAUGCUGAAUGACAUUUCUUUUAUCUAAAGCUUGUCAUUAUGAGUUCUAUACAUGUGCUUAUCUAAUAAUUUAAUCACAAGUGUAGUUCUUUAGUCAUUAUGAUCAAUUAUGGUGAUUUGAAAAUGUGAAGACUUUGACUGUACAUGUACAAUAAAUCUUAUUAAGAUGAC
This is a messenger RNA of Pangasianodon hypophthalmus (striped catfish), 6507 nucleotides long. RefSeq names its product centrosomal protein 131 (gene cep131). The record is from RefSeq and is a predicted model, not a curated record. NCBI's taxonomy places the organism in Eukaryota, Metazoa, Chordata, Actinopteri, Siluriformes, Pangasiidae. The coding region runs from base 185 to 3499 and encodes 1104 amino acids. Gene Ontology annotation, cellular component: centriolar satellite. The transcript is spliced from 27 exons. Gene Ontology annotation, molecular function: protein binding. Gene Ontology annotation, biological process: intraciliary transport involved in cilium assembly; regulation of centrosome duplication; cilium assembly.